This is a messenger RNA of Anguilla anguilla (European eel), 2258 nucleotides long. RefSeq names its product forkhead box A2 (gene foxa2). The record is from RefSeq and is a predicted model, not a curated record. The transcript has 3 exons. The coding region runs from base 620 to 1855 and encodes 411 amino acids. Gene Ontology annotation, biological process: regulation of transcription by RNA polymerase II; cell differentiation; anatomical structure morphogenesis. NCBI's taxonomy places the organism in Eukaryota, Metazoa, Chordata, Actinopteri, Anguilliformes, Anguillidae. Gene Ontology annotation, molecular function: transcription factor binding; RNA polymerase II cis-regulatory region sequence-specific DNA binding; protein domain specific binding.
AGCAUGGACUGUAGCUGGCUGACAAAGAAAAGUCAUGUCAGGGGGUAAAGUGACAGAGAAACUGUGAUGGAAGUCUGGGAUGGAUGUCUGGGAUAGAGGAUAAGCCGUGUUCAACAAUUUACAUGUAUAAAAAUAUGUUGUUAACGUUAGCUAUCGUGAACCAUCAGAGGCCUGCAUCAUGAAAGUAGCUCUACUUAUUCAAGGCAAGUCCAAGUCAACAAAUCCAAGUCCAAAAUCCUAACAUAAUGCAAGAGUAACGUACAGCCAUAGCGCAGGUGUACAAUAGCGGGCCCAAACGAGUAGUCUCGCGCCUAGGUGUGAGCAGAUUAUUCAAAUAGGGCAACAAAGAAGUGGGGAUUGGAGGCUCGCUUGGCGCACAGAGCUAUAUCACUGCGUUUACAGCCAGCCGGCAACGUCAUUUCAACUCAAGUCAUCAUCAGACGCUUUUCGGCGCCUGUGGGCACUGCCGACUCAAAGACACACAUGCGCCAAUCCCUGACCAGACAGCAGACCAACGACCUGGGUACCCCGUGGUCCGAUAUCGUUUUUUAGAGGACGCCUUGCCCAUCUGCUACAGAGAGAGGCUGUUGGACAAAAUUAAGUGGCUGAAACUUCCACAAUGCUCGGAGCAGUCAAAAUGGAAGGACACGAGCAUUCAGACUGGAGCACCUAUUACGGAGAACCCGAGUGUUACACUUCCGUCGGAAACAUGAACGCUGGACUGGGAAUGAACACUAUGAACAGCUACAUGAGCAUGCCGGGUAUGACCACAACGGCUAACAUGACCACCGGCUCCAUGAACAUGUCCUACGUGAACACUGGCAUGAGCCCCUCAAUGACCGGCAUGUCACCCGGCCCCGGAGCCAUGAACGGCAUGAGCGCCGGGAUGGCGGGCAUGACCGCUGCUCUCAGCCCAAACAUGAGUCCAAUGUCUGCGCAGCCUCCGUCCAUGAACUCCCUGGCGUCCUACAACAACAUGAACGCUAUGAGCCCUAUGUACGGACAGUCGAAUAUCAACAGAUCCCGGGACCCCAAAACGUACCGAAGAAGCUACACACACGCCAAGCCACCUUACUCGUAUAUUUCUCUUAUCACCAUGGCUAUUCAGCAGUCUCCAAGCAAAAUGCUCACUCUGAGCGAAAUCUACCAGUGGAUCAUGGACCUUUUCCCGUUUUACCGUCAGAACCAGCAGCGCUGGCAGAAUUCUAUUCGGCACUCCUUAUCUUUCAACGACUGUUUCCUCAAAGUACCUAGAUCGCCGGAUAAGCCGGGAAAAGGCUCCUUCUGGACCCUCCACCCGGACUCGGGAAACAUGUUUGAAAACGGCUGCUACCUAAGGAGACAAAAACGGUUUAAGUGCGACAAAAAGCUCAGCAAGGAGUCAGGCAGGAAGACGUCGGAGGGUGGAUCUAACAGCAGCUCAGAGAGCUGUAACGGCAACGAGUCCCCCCAGUCCAAUUCUUCCUCGGGUGACCAGAAAAGGUCCAUGUCGGACAUGAAGUCCGGACAGGCGCUGAGCCCAGAACAUACGUCCUCCCCGACCACACAAGCGCAGCACCUUCUGUCGCAACACCACUCUGUCCUCGGCCACGACGCUCACCUGAAGCCGGAGCACCAUUACUCCUUCAAUCAUCCCUUCUCCAUAAACAAUCUAAUGUCCUCGGAACAGCAGCAUCACAAAAUGGACUUAAAAACCUAUGAACAGGUGAUGCAUUACUCUGGGUACGGUUCCCCAAUGACGGGGGCACUAUCUAUGAGUUCAAUGGCGAGUAAAGCGGGGCUAGAUUCGCCAAUGCCCGCUGACACUUCUUACUAUCAAGGUGUGUAUUCCAGACCCAUCAUGAACUCCUCUUAAAUUUCCCCGCUGCAGGUGGACAUUUUCCAGAAAUUUGUACAUUUGUAAAAUUAUAGUUUUGGCACAUGCAUUUCCCUUUAUUUUCAUCAUUUUUUAAAAUGUUUCCCACUGAAUUUAGAUGUCAGGUUUGUUUAGUAAUUAUUUUGUAAUGAUUGUUAAUAUGUGACAAAAUCUGUUGUUUUCAGGCUGACGCGGCGGCUUUUAAUACAGACCAAAAAUAACUAACUGUUGUAAAAUAAGGCUGAAGAUACCGAGGCUGCUAAUUGAAUUUUAGAUGCAAUGUGGGAGACUUAAGUUGUUCAAUCGUUAGUGUAAUCCUUAUUUAUGGCUUGUAAAUGUGUAUUCUUGUAGUUGACAACAAGGACAGAAUCUAUAUUAAAGUGUUAUUUGGAUUUUUUCUGAA